Tripterygium wilfordii is the source of this 2183-nucleotide messenger RNA. Its product is annotated as beta-glucuronosyltransferase GlcAT14B-like. The record is from RefSeq and is a predicted model, not a curated record. Lineage: Eukaryota; Viridiplantae; Streptophyta; Magnoliopsida; Celastrales; Celastraceae. Gene Ontology annotation, molecular function: glucuronosyltransferase activity. Gene Ontology annotation, cellular component: membrane. The transcript has 4 exons. Bases 674 to 2011 code for a protein of 445 amino acids.
UGUUAUUUUUUUUGCCAACAUUGUCCCAUUUUCUGUGUCGACCUUCUUGGUGCCCUAGCGCUCCCAUCAAGCUUAACCUUUGAGUCUUCCUAAAGGCUCCUCUUUCUCUCCGACUAUUCGUUGCAAGUGUUUAUUCAGUAAGCAUUUCUGUUACCUGUUUUAGGUUCGAAUUGGGUUCACUUGAAUUGAUUAGAUCUGUGGCAGUUUAGAGUAGUAGCCGCUUUCUACUUAAACGCUUGUGGAAAUCUGAGUUCGCGUUAUUUCCUUUUUGGUUGUUGUUGAUACGUAACAGGUGCUGUUCUUUAAUGAACUUUAAAUGUCUUUCCUUUUUCUGCAUUGAAGUCUGCUUUCAGUAGCUGAAUUGAGUGCCUCUCAAGGCUUUGCCCCAAAUAUCAAGCUUGUUCCAUUCACUGCUUUUGCUAUUUUCUACUAUUCGUUUAGGAAUUCUGGGUUGUAUUGGCAUUGGUAUAUAAUCAUUUUAUUUUUAUGCACUUUUGUUCGAAACCCAUGUUUUAUCAGGUCUCAUUGUAGAUGAUAUUCAUAUAUUUGAAGCGUUCUGUUAUCGGACCUCCUUGCUUCUUUGUCUUUUGUUUUGUGUCUCACCAUCUCUGGGACUGGGACUAGCAGCUGAUUUAGGGAAUUUCAAGCUCUUGUAGCCUUGAAAGGAAGGUAUAUGAAACUUAUGUCCAUGAAACACCCAUUAAUGAGUAUGAGAAAAUAUGCCAAUUCCCACACAGCAAGGUUGUUCAGUGAUAGAAGAUGGAUGAUUCCAUUCUUAACAAGUUUGCUCAUAUCUAUUACUCUGUUGUUGUCAGCCUUUUUUGGCCUAUUUACCUCUCCUUAUGGCGGAGAUCAGUUAUCAUUGGACAGAAUUCCAUUUGGGAGAACAGAUGAUUCUAGUGAGUACUUUGUAGAAAUGGAUAUAAAGAAAUCUUUGAACACGAGUAGGUAUUCCAAAUUAGAAGCACCUAGAAUAGCUUAUCUUAUAUCAGGUACAAAGGGCGAUAGUCAGAGAAUGAUGAGGACCUUGCAGACAAUUUAUCAUCCUAGAAAUCAGUAUAUUCUGCAUCUGGAUCUUGAGGCUCCACCUCGUGAAAGGUUGGAAAUGGCCCAAUUUGUGAAAAGUGAUACAACAUUCGACGAAGUGAAUAAUGUGCGCGUUAUGGCACAAUCCAAUUUGGUAACGUAUAAGGGCCCCACAAUGAUUGCUUGUACGCUACAAGCGAUUGCAAUUAUGUUGAGGGAGAACAUGGAGUGGGACUGGUUCAUUAAUCUCAGUGCUUCAGAUUAUCCUCUUAUGACACAAGAUGAUUUGCUUCAUGUUUUCUCAAAUUUGUCUAGAAAGCUGAACUUCAUUGAACAUAUUCACUUUACUGGGUGGAAAUUGAACCAAAGGGCAAAACCGAUCAUUAUUGAUCCUGGCCUUUACUUGUCUAAAAAAUCUGACCUUUCGUGGACUACUCAACGCCGAUCACUUCCCACGUCUUUCAAGUUGUUUACAGGUUCAGCGUGGGUAAUGCUAACUCGAUCCUUCGUUGAGUACUGUAUAAUGGGAUGGGAUAACCUUCCCCGUACUAUUCUAAUGUAUUACACAAAUUUUGUAUCUUCUCCAGAAGGGUAUUUCCACACUGUUAUAUGCAACAAUGAAGAAUACCGGACCACUGCAAUAAGCCAUGAUCUUCACUACAUUGCUUGGAAUAAUCCUCCAAAGCAGCAUCCCAUCUCGUUGACAAUGAAAGACUAUGACAAAAUGGUACAAAGCAAUGCCCCGUUUGCCCGGAAGUUUGCAAAGGAUGAUCCUGUUUUAGACAAAAUUGAUAAAGAGCUUCUAGGCCGUACUCAUCGUUUCCCAGUCGGGGCAUGGUGUAUAGGGAGCACCGAUGGUGGGGCAGAUCCAUGCUCUAUCCGUGGUAAUGAUUCCGCGUUCAAUCCAGGUCCUGGUGCUGAGAGGUUUCAAGAAUUGCUUCAGAAAUUGUUAUCUGAAGAAUCUCGGAGAAAGCAAUGUUCAUGACGAAAGGUGAAAGGUAAUCAGGUAUACACAACCACAAGUGUGAAUUGGUGUGCCUAUAGGGUAUAGUUCUUGAUGUAAAACGAUGAAGCUUUUCAUUUCAGUACAGUUGAAUUUACCAUUCACAUGAUGUUUCACAGAAUUUACAAGUUAUAAAGGAAAGUACUUUUUUUUU